Molecule: messenger RNA, 973 nt
Organism: Dentiscutata erythropus
Lineage: Eukaryota; Fungi; Glomeromycota; Glomeromycetes; Diversisporales; Gigasporaceae
Source: the annotation of a GenBank genome assembly
AUGGCCGAAUCAAAUGUUAAAUACUUUAAUUUAUCUGAUGAUAAAAGUAUUUUAUCCGUCAAAGUUUCUAAAGAUUUGAUUAAUCAAUGGUUUGAAGGGAAACGUCGUGAACUUUCGCUUUUCAUCUGCCUUGAUAUCUCGGGAUCAAUGGCAGGAUCUGGGAUUUCUCAAGCUAAAAAAGCUAUCCUUCACUUGUUGGAAAGUUUAUUUACUGGUGGUGUCAUUUCUGAAAGUGCAGUUACUUGCUUCUUUUAUCAGUCUAAUUGUGAAGUAGUUCGUUUCGCUGAUAAUCCAAAUUUACGUUGGGAAAGUGGCGGAAUUCAGGAAUAUUUCGAACGCGUUACGUCAUAUGGAGGUACAAGCUUUGUAUCCGUCUUUGAUUCAAUUAUCGAAAAUGUUAAAACAAUUGAUAGGGAUGUGGCCAUCAUUUUCUUCACUGAUGGUCAAGAUGGAUGUAGACGUGAUCAUCUUGAAGAAAGUAAAGUAAGAUUGGAAGCAGCUUUGUCGGCAACUUCUUAUUCUACCGAAGUUCAUACUAUUGGAUUUACUGCAAGUCACGAUGCUGCGCUUCUUUCUUGGAUGACUAAAGUUGGAAAUAAAGUUGGUAAUUUCCAAUACGUCAGUACAAGUGAAAAGAUUGUUGAAACUAUGGAAACGACCAGACAAUUAUUGGAAUUAGGUGAUCUAACUCUUUACGUAAAAGUCGGUGACCAAGAACCAUUGUCGACAACAUUUGAUGAUGAAGGACAUGGAAAACUCAUCCUUACUGGAAACACUGCUAACGUCGAUGGUAAAAAAAUUACCAUUUUAAAAGAUUUGGAAUGCUCCGAAAAAUAUGAAUUUCCUACGUUCCCUAGUCAAAUUCCUGCUAACGAUCCAAUGGCAACUUCAUUAAUAAUUUCUCACAUUCAAUUUGAGAUUACACAAAUGACUAAUGAAGUUUUAAGUCAUAAGGAUGAUUAUGUUAAUAAAC